AUGAACCUCAGCACAGUCUUGGGGACAGGAAAGUAUAGGGCCCUGGGUGAUAGGAAGCAGCAUGGGGUAUGGACCACGGAAUUUAACAGAGAAGACACUACCACCCCCUACUUCUUUGUGGAGGUGGCAGAGAGAAUCCAAGGAAAGCAGCUGUUGUCACAGGAGACGUCCUUGGAGUUGGGCUGUGGUGUGGGACCGCUGCAUGUGACCCUGGGGCCUGAGCAGGCAGUGGUGCUGAAUUGUAACCCUGUACCUGCCCCUUCUGGGCCCCCCGCCCGAGUGACCUGGAACAAGGAUGGGAGCCCAAUACAGGAGAAAAAACAUCUGCACCUACUGCCCAAUGGUUCCCUGUGGGUGUCCCAGGCAGCCCCUCAGGAGAGCAGUGAUGGAGGGGCCCCUGAAGCUGUGGAGGACAAUGAGGGCAACUAUUCCUGUUUGGCCCAUAGUCCCCUUGGAGUGGUGGCCAGCCAGGUGGCUGUGAUUAGGUUCUCCACACUGUCACAGUUUUCUCUCCAUCCGGAACCUCAGACUGUGGAAGAGAAUGGGACAGCUCGAUUUGAGUGCCGAAUUGAAGGGCUGCCAGCCCCUGUCAUAACCUGGGAGAAGGACCAGAUGGCAGUGCCUUCUGAGCCUAGACUCAUCACUCUUCCCAAUGGUGUCCUGCAGAUUGUAGAUGUUCGAGAGAGUGAUGCAGGAACCUACCACUGUGUGGCCACCAAUACUGCCCACCAGCGCUACAGCCAUGAUGCUGUCCUUGUUGUCCACAAAGGCUCCCUGUUUCCCCCUAGUGUUGGGGAUGUGACCAUUGUGGCUGCACCAGAGAAUACCACAGUAGUCGCUGGUCAGAGCGUGGUGAUGGAGUGCAUGGCUUCAGCUGACCCCACUCCCUUUGUGUCCUGGAUCCGACAGGAUCCACCAGUACAGAAGAGCCCACCCCUGCCCCCUGCCCAUGUACAUGCGGAGUCAAAUAGCUCCACAUCCAUCUGGCUUCGGUGGAAGAAGCCAGACUUCACUACAGUCAAGAUUGUCAACUACACAGUUCGCUUCAGUCCUUGGGGGCUCAGGAAUGCCUCCCUGGUCACUUACUACACCAGCUCUGGCGAGGACAUCCUCAUUGGUGGGCUGAAGCCAUUUACCAAAUAUGAGUUUGCGGUGCAAUCUCACGGGGUGGGCGUGGAUGGCCCAUUUGGUUCCGUGGUGGAACGUUCUACUCUGCCUGACAGGCCCUCAACCCCUCCUUCUGACCUCCGCCUUAGCCCUCUCACCCCAUCUACAGUUCGACUUCGCUGGUGUCCGCCAGUGGAGCCCAAUGGAGUGAUCGUGGAGUAUCUGAUCCUGUACAGCUCCAACCACUCAAAGCCUGACCACCUGUGGACCCUGCUCACCACAGAUGGAAACAUCUUUAGUGUUGAGGUUCAUGGGCUGGAAAGUGACACUAGGUAUUUCUUCAAGAUGGGGGCACGGACAGAGGUGGGACCGGGGCCCUUCUCUGGUCUGCAGGAUGUGCUCACUCUGCAGGAGAAGCUUUCAGAUGUCCUGGACGUGCACUCGGUCACAGGCAUCAUUGUUGGUGUCUGCCUGGGCCUGCUCUGCCUCCUGGCCUGCAUGUGUGCUGGCCUCCGAAACAACUCCCACAGGGAAUCGCUCCCUGGUCUGGCCUCUCCCACUGCUGAGAACCCUAGGCUUUACUCCCGAGCCCAGCUGGGUCCACCUGGCCCACCUGCUGCCCAUGAGCUGGAGUCCCUCGUAUGUCCUCAUCCUCGACUCCAGGAUGGAUCGCUCUCUCCUUUCCCAGACCUCGACGAGGGAGCCGAAGUACACAGCCUCAUGGGGGGUGGCGUUGAAGGUCGAGGCCACACCAAGAGAAAGGUCACAUGGGCUCAGUCAGGAGGACUGAGCUGGUCAGGAACCUGGGCUGGAUGUGGGACCCCUCAGACAGGUACUAACCCUGCUCUGACCCAGGCCCUGCUGCCCCCUGCCGGAGCAGGGCAGACUCUGCUACUGCAGGCCCUGAUGUAUGAUGCCAUGAUGAGUGAUGGAAGAAAGAAACCACUUUCAGCCUGCAGGAACCAAGUGGAGGCUGAUGUUAUUGUCCACUCUGACUUCUCAGCCUCUGAAGGGCACCAUGGUCCUGAGCUCUAUGGCCCAGAGCCUAGGGACCCCACACCCCCUAGGUCUCCAGCCUCCCCCUCCAAUAGCAGUGAGCUGGGGCUGGAAGCAGACUGGCCAAGCGGAGACCUAGGAGGAGAUGAGCUGGAAGCCACUGGACAAGGGCUGGACAGACAGACUCACCAUCCAGAGGCAGCUAGUGUCCAGGGCCUCUGCAAUGGCUUUCCUCAGCGGGGAGAAGCUCCGGAGAAGGUGGCCACUGAGCACACUGACACCUACAGGGGUGGUCAGCUGAUAAAGGGAUCCCCCACCCUUUCUGGACAACCAGAUGGUCUUCAGGGUGGUUCUUCUGGUCUCCUCUCAUCCACUACAACCCAAAGUCUCUGGCCCUGA
Gracilinanus agilis (Agile Gracile Mouse Opossum) is the source of this 2502-nucleotide messenger RNA. RefSeq names its product immunoglobulin superfamily DCC subclass member 4 (gene IGDCC4). Lineage: Eukaryota; Metazoa; Chordata; Mammalia; Didelphimorphia; Didelphidae. Gene Ontology annotation, biological process: cell-cell adhesion; axon guidance. Bases 1 to 2502 code for a protein of 833 amino acids. The record is from RefSeq and is a predicted model, not a curated record. The transcript has 13 exons. Gene Ontology annotation, cellular component: plasma membrane; axon. Gene Ontology annotation, molecular function: protein binding.